Molecule: messenger RNA, 3311 nt
Organism: Westerdykella ornata
Lineage: Eukaryota; Fungi; Ascomycota; Dothideomycetes; Pleosporales; Sporormiaceae
Product: glycoside hydrolase
Exons: 9
Biological process (GO): carbohydrate metabolic process
Molecular function (GO): chitin binding; hydrolase activity, hydrolyzing O-glycosyl compounds
Source: RefSeq, a predicted model, not a curated record
GAGUGCAACCCUGGAUGGAGUGGUGACCAAUGGAGUAAUGCCACCGAAUGCCCACUCAAGGUCUGCUGCAGCAAAUCUGGGUACUGUGGAACGACGCAAGACUUUUGCGGUGACAAGAAAGUCAAAAGGCCAUCGUGCGAUGUAGCCUCUACGAGUAUUGAGAAAGUGAUUGGAUACUACGAAGCCUGGUCUAUGACCGAGCGCUCAUGCUAUGGCAUGCAACCCGAAGACAUUCCCUAUGGUGUUUACACCCACAUCAAUUUCGCGUUUGCUACAAUCGACCCACAGACUUACCGACUCGAGCCGGGAAACUCUGACACCGAAUCGCUAAUGAAAAGGAUUGGCGCCAUACGAUUACUACAGCCUGACAUUGAAAUAUGGGUAGCCGUUGGUGGCUGGUCCUUCAAUGAUCCUUGGAUGCCCACUGCGAAAACUUUCAGCGAGAUUGUUAGCAGCGUUGCGAAUCAAGACCUUUUCAUCAGUUCGGCAAUUCGUAUGAUGAACACGUAUGGUUUUGACGGCAUCGACAUUGACUGGGAGUACCCAGUGGCAGAUGAUCGCAGUGGCCGCAAAGAGGAUUACGACAACUUCACUAACUUCAUCAAGCGGUUCCGACAAAGGCUAGGCCUUUUCGGUGGCCUUCUCAAGACACAAGGCAUUUCUUUGACACUUCCGGCCAGUCUGUGGUAUCUCCAGCACUUCGACAUCGUUGCACUGCAGAAACACGUUGAUUGGUUCAAUGUCAUGACAUAUGACAUGCACGGAGCAUGGGACAUACUUAACAAAUGGACUGGACCUUUCGUGAAUGCGCACACCAACUGGACUGACAUCCAGGACGGUUUAGACUUGCUAUGGCGCAACGAUAUUGACCCAAAGAAAGUCAUUUUGGGCACAUCAUUCUACACCAGAACUUUCCAAUUAAGUGAUCCUGGUUGCAACGAGCCCAAAUGUGGGGUCGUAUCCGCAGGCAAUCCUGGAAAAUGCUCCAAUACCGCUGGAGUGCUGCUUCAUGCCGAGGUCAAGGACAUCAUCAAGGAGAAAAAGCUGACGCCGAAAUCCUAUCGCACCGAAAUGGUGAAGACGAUACACUGGGACAAUCAAUGGACUUCUUUCGACGACGAGCAGACUUGGAGACUCAAGCUGAAUACCGCCAGGGGACAGUGUAUCUCAGGUAUCAUGGUUUGGGCUAUUAGCCAGGAUGAUACAAGUUCUACGAAUGCCAUGGCUCUCACUCGAGCAGCUGGGCGCACGGUCAUGAACAUGCCCAACUUCAACGAGCAGCCAGAGCUCGAAGCACCACCCAAAGCUAUUCAGACCUGCAGAUGGUCGAAUUGUGGCGAGCAAUGUGCUGAUGGUUUCAAGGCAGUACCUUGGGAUGGAAAGACGAACCAGGUCUUCGAAGACGCAACGCCUUGCGGUGGAACCAAAGCUACAUUCUGCUGCCCUUCUACACAGUCCAUGCCAAAGUGUACAUGGCGCGGACUUACGCCGUCCGGCGACUGCAGCCCUGGUUGCAGCGAUGGCGAAGUGGAAGUGGGGACACAACAGGCUGGUUGCAAUCUACGACAUCAGAGUGCAUGUUGCCAGGAUACUUCCACAACACAUGCAUACGGUAUGUGUAAGUGGUAUGGUAGCGCUGAUCUUUGUGCUGGAGCCGGCAAGCAGUAUCCUUGUCCUAGUGAUCACUCAAAACGCCUAUUUGCCGCCAGCGCUGGCUUCGGCGGAGAACAGACGUGCACUAGAGGUGCGAAAAGUUACUGUUGCACAGAAAUUCCUGACGUAUUCACGGACUGCGCUUGGUACACUAAGGCAACAAACGUUUACAAGAUUGAAGGCUGGUGUGAGCCCAGCUGUCCUGCUGGCUCGAUCAGACUUGGCAGACAGACAGGCGACUGUGCACUCGGACAAGGAGCAUAUUGCUGCAAAGGUAAGCCCGAACCCAAAAUCAAGCCGAAAGAACCCGGGUUUGGAGGGAAAGGCGCCGAAGAGUUCAAAGCAUUGCUUCAGAAAUAUAUGUCCGACCCUGUUUGUCCAAGGACAACCCUCCAUCCAAAUCUUCACUCAUGGCAUACCACCAAAACCGAAGCGAAGCGCUCGCUUGAUGCAAUGGCUAUGUCCGAUCACUUGAUGAAGAGGGAUGGCGUAUGCACAACCGAUUCCUGGACUCGACUCAUUCAGUACUCUGGUGUAUUCUUUGGACACUCAUCGAGCAAUAUGACAGCCUUACAAACUCUCUGGGACGAUAUAUUUGCAGGCGCAUUCGAUGAGCAGCUUACAUACUCCAGCCUGACCACAUUCUUCAAGGCUCGGCCAAAUAUCGAUCGUACUGCAGUACUGGAAUGGAUGUUCUAUAAUGCCAUUGAGGCGGGUCCUGCGUUGCGGUUGAUGAAAGACGUGGAGAGCAAAUUCUGCUCUGCUGCUUCUACUUCUAAGAGAGGUCUUGUAGAAGGUGUAUACGAUACCAGAGAGAACCGCCGAGCCAUUGACUCGUGGGGAGAUACGACAAGUGAUACUGCCAAUAAUUAUCCUUCAUGGGAGAGGAUUCUCAGCGGUAUUGAGGCAGGACAUCUUACCCUCCACUACGCUCGAUGGCAGUACCAGACGGGCACAGGCUCUGGAGCUCCACCAGGACCCUUUCUUGAGGUGGCCUACUGGAUCGGACCCAACCGCGGUGUUGCGCCAACCCAGGCAGAGGAAACCAACUUGAACCUUAACCAGUAUCGCGAUCGUCGAACUCCUCCGGCUCGCCCAGCGAAUGCUCCAGAUGAUCGAUGGGUAGUCUUCCACCUGCAUAUCAAUCCUGAAACGCAGGUCUUCAACAGAUUGAACGGCCGCACCCGUGUUGGCAUCCAGCGCGUGUCAAUGUUCCACGGGCAGCGUCGGACAGGAGCUCAGAUCGGAUGGCGUGUGGAUAAUUCUCAGUACGGCGAUCUCAAUGCUCGAGGACCAGGUUUCGAUUGUAUUGACGUGCCCGAACUCACGACGAGAAACGCCCUUUGGUACGUUGGUACUCCUGCUAGAGGAAGUCUGCCCGCUGGUUCAUUCUACGACCGAUUUUCGGUUUGGGCGAAUGCGCUGUUCAACACGGGCUACCUUGCCACGCCGGGAAUUUCGCCCAUCGUUAGAGGUGCGACCUUUGACAAUAAUGGGGAUAUUGAUAUAGGGUCAAGUCUAGCAUUCUUGGAGCGGGGUGACUCUUCGUCGGAGUUCUUUAACGCGGAUCCGUACCAGGUGUCGUUCACGAUAAUCAGGAACGGUAAUUCGUACACGUACGAGUUCACCAUUCCAGAUCCAGGCAAUCCGCCUUAAUC